CCUGGAUGGCCCCAGCACUGGCCGCUCUGAUCCCUGUCACGGCAGGAGGCGCUCACUGUUUCCUAGGAGCCCUGAUAUCGGCUCUCCAGCCCGGGAGCUUCCAUCUACCCGGACUGAGCCCGAGCAGCCCGGCCUUAUAUGCCUCUCCCGGUAUCUCCGGAACCAAUCUGCCGGCCAUGCUUGGUGGCCGUGUCUAGAGCCAGGUGGGACUCCGAGCAGACCGGAACCGGCGCAGGACCUCCCUCCUCCCCCCGGGACCACCACACCGGCUUCCACAGCCAGUCCUGAGCGGGAUCGCCAGCCAUGGCCCUCGUCACCCUACAGCGCUCCCCGACUCCCAGCGCUGCCUCCUCGGCCAGCACCAGCGAGGAAUUUGGGAACGAUGACGAUCGCAAGACAAACCUGAGUUUGAGCGACAGUUUUUUCAUGGUGAAGGGAGCUGCCUUAUUCUUGCAGCAGGGGAACAACUUUCAGGGGCAAAAGAAUCUUCUAAACCACAAGAAUGCAGGAGAUCUACCCCAGCACCUUCAACUUAUGAUCAAUCUCCUCCGAUGUGAAGAUCGCAUUAAGCUGGCUGUCCGCUUGGAGAGUAGCUGGUCAGAUCGUGUACGCUACAUGGUGGUGGUCUAUAGUAAUGGCCGCCAAGACACAGAAGAGAAUAUCUUACUUGGGGUGGAUUUCACCAGCAAAGAAAGCAAAAGCUGCACGAUUGGAAUGGUUCUGCACUUGUGGAGUGACACCACCAUACGCCUGGAUGGAGAUGGGGGUUUUAGCAUCAACACUGCAGGUAGAACUCACAUAUUCAAACCUGUGUCCGUUCAGGCAAUGUGGUCAGCUCUACAGAUACUUCACAAGUCCUGCGAGAUGGCCAGACGCUACAAUUACUUUCCUGGAGGACUGGCUCUCGUGUGGGCUACAUACUAUGAGAGCUGUAUCGGCUCCAAUCAGAGCUGCAUCAAUGAGUGGAAUGCCAUGCAGGAUUUAGAAUCUACAAGGCCAGACUCCCCAGUCAUAUUCAUGGAUAAACCUGGCGAGGGGGAGAAGACUGAAUUGGCUAUCAGAGCAACACUUAGGAGCAUCAUGAUGAGCAAAGACUUGGAGAAUGUGACCUGUAAAGAGAUCCGUAAUGAACUGGAGAAGAAGUUGAGCUGCAAUCUAAAGGAGUAUAAGGAAUAUAUUGACACUGAGAUGUUGCAGAUAGUGGGUCAGAUGGAUAAAGCCUCACUCAUAUUUGAUGACCUCUAUUUGGGCUCUGAGUGGAAUGCAUCAAACCUGGAGGAGCUGCGCAGUGCAGGGGUUGGCUACAUACUAAAUGUGACCAGGGAGAUAGAUAAUUUUUUCCCUGGUCUUUUUGCUUACCACAAUAUACGUGUCUAUGAUGAGGAGACCACCGACCUGCUGUCCCACUGGAAUGAGGCCUAUCACUUCAUUAAUAAGGCAAAGAAGAAUCAUUCAAAAUGUUUGGUGCACUGCAAAAUGGGCGUCAGCCGCUCAGCUUCCACGGUCAUUGCAUAUGCCAUGAAAGAGUAUGGCUGGUCAAUGGAGAAGGCAUACAACUACGUAAAACAGAAACGUAGUGUAGCUAGACCCAAUGCGGGGUUCAUACGCCAGCUGUUGGAGUAUGAGGGAAUCUUAGAUGCAAGUAAACAAAGACACAACAAAUUGUGGAGGCAACAUGUGGAACGCGGCUUGCCAGCAAAUGAGUUUGACUCCAUGUUUUCUGAUACAUUCCAACCUGAGCUCAAUUGCAGACUAAAUGAGAUUGGUGGGGUUACAGAUAUUUUGCCUGACAGUAGAUAUUUUAGGCAUCUGACCCAACCACAGGAGAUAAUUGAAUCACCUAAUGUACUUCUUGAAGUUGAGGAGCUGGAGAGAGAUGCCCUUUUGGAAGAUGACCUCUUUCCAGGAAGGUACUGCAAAGUAAAAAAUGAGGAACAUGUUCCAGGGAGAAAGAAAGCUGAGCUAAUGGCAGAAGGUUCAGACAUGAAAGAGAUGGAUGUGAGGAAGAAGUUGGUUUUUGAAAAUAGAGAUUUUGAAAAUGAUUUUAAGGCAGUGGAAAAGAACAGUCGAGAACGGGGAACAACCCUCCCCACUGAGGCAAAUAAUGAAGAGCAGCGUGUAAACAAAGAAAACUCUAAUAACAGCAGCAAAAGAAGCUGCCCUACAGAUAGUGAGGAUGAUGCUAUUUUUGGAAUUCUAAACAAGGUGAAACCUCCAUACCCGUCUUGUACUGAUUGUAUGUACCCAUCAACUCCCAUCUCCUCCGAGGCAUAUGAAGAACAACAGAAUAUAGAAUUUAAAGAGGCCUCAGAUUCUCCCACUAUUUGCAGUCAGCCUGUACUAUUACAACACAUGACUUCAGCUGUUUUGGACAGUAUGCAUAGAUGCCCACUGGGCAAAGACAUCACACCAUCGUGUCCUGCACAUUUUAAAAAGGACACAAUCAAUUUUUCUGCAAAAGCCACUGACAAGCAUUCCAGCGAAUCAGAAAAGCCACAAGCCCGAAUUGAACAGUUUGAAUCCUGUUUUAGCCAAACUUCCUUUCUUAAGAGUGAUCCAAAACAGCAGAGAGACCCAAAAUACUUAUUUUUCAGCAAAGAUCUGGAAAAACCGACAAUGCAUAGUUACUUAAUGCAGCACCAAGAAUCUAUCAUUCAGCUCCAAAAAGCUGGCUUGGUUAGAAAACAUACCAAAGAGCUGGAACGUCUUAAGAGUGAAGGCUCAUUCAUAAAUGAAGGUCUUGCAGAUAAAUCUGAUUCCGCUAUAUCAGUUGAUCACAAAGAUCUGAAAACCCACCAAGAGCUACCUGAGGAAGCUAUGGACGGAAAGGAAGAUAUAGGUGUUAUAGAUGGAACAUUACAGAAGACGUCUACUCCAUGUUUUUUCAAGAUGGAUCUGAUCAGUAGUUACACAAAAGAUUUCCUAAAGACUAUAUGCUACACACCAACUUCCUCCUCAAUGAGCUCUAACCUUACUCGAAGCUCAAGUAGUGACAGCAUCCACAGUGUACGUGGCAAGCCCGGACUGGUGAAGCAAAGGACACAAGAAAUAGAAACAAGGAUGCGUUUAGCUGGGUUGACACUUUCCUCCCCUCUGAAGCGAUCACACUCUCUUGCAAAACUAGGAAAUCUCAACUUUUCUAGCGAUGACUUAUCCUGUGACACAGACACCAGUCAGAAAUUGGAUUGCAAGAGUGCAAAAUUAAUAGACAGUCCUGUAUUUACAGACACUUUAUCCUCUUCUGGGACCAUAGAGUCACCUUCUUCCAAGAUCAUAGAUUCAAUUAAUAAAUCAAUCUCAGAGACUAGCUGAAUUUUUUUUUUUUUUUUUUUUUUUUUUAAAUCUGGUCAAUGUUACUUUUAUGGUAUUAUCAUGCUGGUUUUAUUAUGGCAAAAUAGUGGUUUUCUAACUACAUAUGCAGUAUAGCAAUAUUAUAUCUGCAUCUCUUUAUAGUGUAUUUGUUGUCUUUUUUUU
This is a messenger RNA of Pelobates fuscus (common spadefoot toad), 3474 nucleotides long. RefSeq names its product slingshot protein phosphatase 1 (gene SSH1). Gene Ontology annotation, cellular component: cytoplasm. The record is from RefSeq and is a predicted model, not a curated record. Gene Ontology annotation, molecular function: protein tyrosine/serine/threonine phosphatase activity; actin binding. Lineage: Eukaryota; Metazoa; Chordata; Amphibia; Anura; Pelobatidae. Bases 304 to 3312 code for a protein of 1002 amino acids. Gene Ontology annotation, biological process: protein dephosphorylation; actin cytoskeleton organization; negative regulation of actin filament polymerization. The transcript has 15 exons.